Messenger RNA from Durusdinium trenchii, 1545 nucleotides. NCBI's taxonomy places the organism in Eukaryota, Dinophyceae, Suessiales, Symbiodiniaceae. The record is from the annotation of a GenBank genome assembly.
AUGGCACGCAACUUGAUGAAGGCCGGCCACGAGGCGCCCGGCGCGGGCGCGCGACCUGGGUCGCUGGUGCGGAGCGGAGUGGUGGGCUUCGAUGUGUCUGCCUCCAACCUGGCCGCCUUUGCCGACGCCGGUGGUCGACCCUUGGAGUGGUCUCCGUUGGCUGUGGCCUCCGUGGCCAAGACCGUGGUCACCAUGCUGCCCCAGGGAAGUCACGUCUUAGAGGCGGAGAAUGGAUCGUUGCUGAUCGACUGCUCCACCUGCGAGCCGGCGAUCGGGCAGCAGGCGUUUCAGCUGUGGAUGCUCCUGUGUCUGGAGGGACACCAGCAGCAGAGCAGGCGGAUGUGGAGCGCGGACGGAAGCGGAUUCCGCCAGCUGCAGAUGUGGAACCGGGUGGUUUCAGUUGGCAAAAUGGAGGUGGAUGAGGACAAGUUUUCCAGAGAAUCCUUUUCAGUCGUGUACUGUGGUGAUGCCGGCAUGGGUCAGGCCGCCAAGCUGUGUAACAACCUGGUGCUGGGCAUCACUAUGGCCGGUGUUUGUGAGGGCCAUGCUCUGGCGGAGCGCUUGGGCCUUGAUCAGAAGAAGCUGGCGGAGAUCCUGAACACGAGCUCUGGCAGGUUCCUGCAGCUCGAGGGUACACCGGAGGCUUUGCCUGACCUGGGUCUGGCGACGGGCGCUGCCCUGGCAUCCAAACCCAAGUUGGGCUUACCGAUGGGAGGCUUGGCCCUCCAAAUGUACUCGCAGAUGAGUGCUCGAGGUGAUGGAACGAAGGCAGGUGAAAACCCAGCGCUGGCGAUUUCUCGGGGCUCUUCCUACAUAUUUCUGAGAAGAAAGAAUAGGUGCCCUCUGAAGGCGUUGAACCAUGUGACCUGCAAGCCAAUGGCUCUGAGCACUUCCUUCCCCCGCUGGAGCAGCGGCCGCGACGCGUGGCUUCUACCAGCAGGUGUCGCCCUGGGGGCCGUGGCCGUGGUUCUGCUGCGCCGCUGGCAAAACUCCUGGCGAUUCGUGGGGCGAAGGUCCGACUUCACCGAGGGGCCUUGCGGCUGGGAGAUCCUUCCCUUCGACUCGGAGGGCCAUGAAGCUUGCGUGCUGCACCGGAAUGGUCAAUGGCUUGCUUUCAAUCGAAGCUGUCCACAUGCGGGGAUUGAUCUCAUCGUCGGUGGUGACAUCGAGGACUUGUCGGAGCUGGAUGCCGGGGUGGUGAUUGCUUGCCCGGCUCAUACCUACCUCUUCGACCCAAUCCAUGGCACCUGCCUUUGGGAUGCAACCAGAGGGCUGCCAGAGACGCCUCCUUUGCAAACCUACGAGGUCUAUGAGCGAUGUGCACGGAUUUGGGUUCGGCCGAGAGAGAAACCAAAGCCCGUCUCCAAAGAAGACUGGGAUCAGGUUCCAGAAAAUAGAUCCUCAGGGCCCAGGAUCAAGAUCCUCAGCGGGCUCGAGCAGAUGCACUUCAACUUGCGGCUGUUGACAAAGCGCUGGCCAGAAAGUUCCCCGAUUGAUGCGUGAUGGAUGGGAGUGCGUGCUGUUCGCUCGACUGUUCAUUCGAAA